CAUCUGCAGCUACCGGGGGAAUGUAGUUUUUAACAGUGACAACGCCAAAUAGGUGUUGUUUACAUAGUCAAAUAUUUUUGAACGAACAAUGUUUUGGAAGUGUCAUUUGGUUCGGUCGAGAUCUAGGUCACCGGUUAUUUCAUACGUCUGAUAUUAUGGACAUAUUUGGGCGUUUUGUUGUGAAUUUGCUCUUCCGGGGUGCUAGCCAGUCAGCUAGAUAGUUAGCUAAAUUACUCAACUAGUGUCACUUCAGGGAAAUGUGUUUCUUGUGACACAACGGAAACCUAAUUUCACAGUGGUUCACACCUCCAAGAGUUGGUCCUUUAUUGUCGUGUUAAUCGAAGACCCGUCUUAUACAGGAUUCCUCCGGAAUUUGGCCUGCUUUCGAAGAGUCGCGAUGCUGAACGUCCCAUCCCAGUCGUUCCCUGCAGCCAGCUCUCAGCAGCGUGUUGCUCCAGCCGGUCAGUCCGGCAGGAACAAGGUAGCAUUGAAGCCUGGCCACAGUCUGAUGGACUGGAUCCGUGUGGCUAAGAGUGGCCGGGACCUGACAGGGCUGAGAGGCAGACUUAUAGACGUCACGGAGGAGGAGCUGCAAAAACACAACACACGUGAUGACUGCUGGACCUGCAUACGAGGCAUGGUUUAUAAUGUGAGCCCCUACAUGGAUUUCCACCCUGGAGGAGAAGAGGAACUGAUGAAGGCAGCUGGGAUAGACGGAACAGACCUUUUUGACCAGGUCCACCGGUGGGUGAACUAUGAGUCCAUGUUAAAGGAGUGUCUGGUAGGGAGGAUGGCUCUGAAGGUCAGCACUGCUCUCAAAGCUCAGUCUGUGAUAAAGGACAGCAUCACUCAUUUAAAUGGUCUAGCCCCCCCUCCUCCGCCCACCUCCAUGCUCCCUCCUGCUUUCCUUACCCCUCCCUCACCCUCCUCAUCACUGCAACCCUCAGCCGCCCCGCCACCAACCCAACCCAAAGAUGCCCGGCCCAGGUAUGACUGGUUUCAAACUGAUGUCACAGUCAAUAUUGUGGUUUACACCAAACGGAAGCUCCCCAGCUCUGGCUGUACCAUAGUUGACCUGCAAGAUGGUGUUCUACGGGUGGAAGUUCUUCUGGGGAAAAUGUCCUACAUACUGCGUCAACGUCUAGCCCAAGAAGUAGAUGGAAGCGUUGCUGUCCACACAGCAUGUGCUGUGGGGAAGAUUCAGGUCAGCAUGCGUAAAGCGGCCAAAGGAAAGUGGGAGGAGCUUGGUGAACCACUGGAAUUCCAUGAUUCUCUUUUCAGGAAGAAAGAUCGAGCCAUCUUCUACAGAGAGUGUGUGUUAGUUUCUAAGACAGCAGUCACACACGACACCUGGGUGUUCCGGUUACAACUCCCUCUAGGGACGCUCAUGCACGUGCCGGUUGGGAAACACAUCUACCUCAAGUCCCUCAUCCAAGACAGUGAGGUGGUGAAGCCCUACACGCCAGUCGAGGAAACACUGGUACCAGCUACACUGGACUCCACACAGGGGACUGCAGCCACGGACAUCUUCCUCAUGAUCAAAGUCUACCCAGAUGGAGUGUUGACUCCACACCUAAACAACCUCAACAUCGGUGACUACCUGUCUGUCAGCAGCCCAGAUGGUCCGUUCAGUCUCCGCCUCCUGCGCGAGGUCACUCACCUCUACCUGUUAGCAGCCGGCACGGGGUUCACGCCGAUGGCUCGGGUGAUCCGAUUGGCUCUCCAGGACCUGGGCUCACUCAGGAAAACCAAGCUGAUGUUCUUCAACAGACAGGAAAGAGACAUCCUGUGGCACUCUGAACUUGACGGCCUCGCAACUGAAGAUGAGAGGUUCCAGGUGGAGUAUAUUCUGUCAGAGCUGUGUGAUGGGUUCUGUUCUGCUCUAAUCUAUGGUUCCACGUUCCAAGUGGAGUAUAUUCUGUCAGAGCCGUGUGAUGGGUUCUGUUCUGCUCUAAUCUAUGGUUCCAGGUUCCAGGUGGAGUAUAUUCUGUCAGAGCCGUGUGAUGGGUGGACAGGCAGGAAGGGGCGGGUUGAGGCCUCCAUGCUGACUGACUUCCUGGUUAGGCCUGAGGGGUCAAAGGUCUUUGUGUGUGUGUGUGGCCCCUCAGCCUUCACCGAGCUGACUGUGGGGUUGGUGAGACAGCAUUGUUUCAGUGAAGAGGAGAUUCAUGUUUUCCAGGGCUGAGUGUCAGUCUCAGAAAUUACAGCCUGAGGUGCCAACGGGACAUUGAGAGAACAACGUGUGUGUGUGUGUGUGUGUGUGUGAGAGAGAGAGAGAAGUGUGUGUGUGUGUGAGAGAGAGAAGUGUGUGUGUUUGAGAGAAAGGAGACACAAUUUGUGAGAGAGUGUGGGAGAGAAGAGAUGUUAUUAGGCUGCCGGCCAAUGUGUUUUUUGGAACAAUGUCUUUCUAUGCACUGUAGACUGAACUGAUGGACUUCUGUGGUUAGCAGCUCUGUCUCUCUCUAUUUCUGUGUGUCUCCGUCUUACUCUCUCUGGUGCUUUGAAACAUGGGUGGACAGUCAUUCUCUGGACGCCAAGGACGUGACUGCUGGUGAAUCACACACAAAGGAUGAAUGGCCAGUCACCCAGCAGCACUGAACCCUCAGGUCAACAUCAUCAGCUCACUGUCUGUCUCUCUCUGUAUCAGAACUCUUUGAACUGUCCUGUCCUUGUGCUCUCCUCUGCUCUGACGAGAGAGAGAGAGAGGGGGGUCUGGGGUUGUUUAUGAGAGGUCACUACCAUGUCUUACAUACUGUAUAUCAAUCUAUUGCACAGUCCCACACAUCCGCUACAUUGUGAUGUUAUUUUUGCUGUCGCUCCCCCCCCCCCACCCCACCCCAAAAAGCAGGAAUUUGUGAGCGUUUCAUUUUUUAGUUCUGAUCAUUACAUCUUUCUUUUGUUGAAGAAGUAAUGAGAAUUUCCAACCUGCUGUUGGCAUAUACCCUCCUACAGAGAGUUAUUAUUAUUCAGAUAGUUGUUUUGGCUGUGCUGCUGCUAUAUCUGGUAUGUUCUGCAGCCUGUGGUUCUGUUUCAGAGAGACUGAUAGUUAAGCAGACCAGUCUUCAGUACCUUCACAGUCUCUCUUUCUCCAUCUAUAUCUAUCUCUUUUAUCUCUCUUUCUCCCCACUCUCUCUCACAGGUUGAUGUUGUUGUAGUACUCACAGUAGGUGACGAAUACCAAUGGGAAUACAUUACACAAUACAUAACACACCUACGUAAAUGUAUUCAAUAUAAUAAAAAUAUCAUUUUAUUCAUGUAUUUAAUUCAUUAAUACCUCAAGCCCACAGUGAUCUGUUUUAAGUGCUUGAUGUUUGAUGCAGUUAAAUGAUUCUAAACUGCAUCCGGGAACCCUGACCGUGCGUCCUUGACUCUUUCUCACUCUUGUGAAAUACAUGAGGUUGGUAAAGGCACCAACUGUCGUGAUUUCUCCUCGUGGAACAUCAAACUGCCAGACCGAACUAUGUCAAUCCUGCAGAGUUGUUUUAUGCUAUGAGUGCUCCCUCUGAUGUAGCUCCUCUAUUAACCUAAUAAGAGGGGCUCUCAUCUGGCCGUUUCCAGCUGCAGUCAGUCCAUCUGCCUCUUUAGAUGUAUCCUUUCAGACGUCAUUACUGACUCAAUCUGGGUCAAAAAGGAACAAAAUGUCCCAUGAAAUUGAAGUUGUAUUUUCAUGAAAUGUCGUUUUGGAGGAAGAAUCUUUUAUAUUGGACAUUGGUAUCUAGAAAAGAUGUAUGCGAUCUUGGACUUUUCACUGUUUUUUUUCUCUAAUUUGUACUCUCUAGAUCGUAUGGAAGGUGCCAUUUAAAAACCAAACCCUGCGUGGCAUUUACUUUUUAAUAACAUCAAAGUACAUCAUGUCAUGGUCAUUUUGUUCCUUUUUCACACAAAAUGAAUUUCAGCAUUUCUUACCACUGAACAUAACCAUUUCAAAGAUCACACCUGUCAAUGUAACACACAUGCCAUGCUACGUGCAAUACUAUAAGUCAAGCUUCUAUGGAUCAAAAGUACUUGAUGAAAGUACCCGUUUGUUUUUGACCGGUGAAACAAUGACUGAAAUGUGUUGGGUUCUGGUUUUUAAAGAAAUUGAGCUUCACUUGGUUUUGUAGCUCAUCUAAUGUUGAUCUAACCACAUCUUAUUUGAAUGCAUAUGCAGCUUUGUACAUCAUUCACAUUAUAAGUAACAUGUCAGUUAUAUGAGCUGUCCUGAAGCAAAUUAAAAGAUGCACUAAACAUU
Molecule: messenger RNA, 4231 nt
Organism: Oncorhynchus nerka (sockeye salmon)
Lineage: Eukaryota; Metazoa; Chordata; Actinopteri; Salmoniformes; Salmonidae
Product: cytochrome b5 reductase 4
Exons: 16
Coding region: 398-2185 (595 amino acids)
Biological process (GO): generation of precursor metabolites and energy; superoxide metabolic process
Cellular component (GO): endoplasmic reticulum
Molecular function (GO): heme binding; cytochrome-b5 reductase activity, acting on NAD(P)H
Source: RefSeq, a predicted model, not a curated record